Messenger RNA from Hylaeus anthracinus, 1346 nucleotides. RefSeq names its product solute carrier family 35 member B1 (gene meigo). The coding region runs from base 178 to 1143 and encodes 321 amino acids. The transcript is spliced from 2 exons. The record is from RefSeq and is a predicted model, not a curated record. Lineage: Eukaryota; Metazoa; Arthropoda; Insecta; Hymenoptera; Colletidae. Gene Ontology annotation, cellular component: endoplasmic reticulum membrane; Golgi membrane. Gene Ontology annotation, biological process: UDP-galactose transmembrane transport. Gene Ontology annotation, molecular function: UDP-galactose transmembrane transporter activity; UDP-glucose transmembrane transporter activity.
CGAUGUGGUCGCGUAUGAUUCGCGUGGAACAUAACCUACCGUUAAUUGCCACGUACUAUUUAAGUGCCAUUCGUGUAGAAUGUUUUCAUUUUCGGCGUGAUAUUGACCCCUGAACAAACCGGGAUCGAAACUGGAGAAUUCGUGACCAGUCUGGCACAUCACGUGUGUACGAUCACAAUGGCUUCCUCGAGACGUUUCAAGCUGUUGCUCUGUGCUCUCGGUAUUUUUGUAUGUUACUUCCACUUCGCUAUGCUACAAGAGAAGAUCACACGGGGACAGUACGGAGAUGAAAAGAACAGUGAAAAAUUUACAUACACGUUCACCUUAGUCUUUGCUCAAUGUCUGGUCAACUAUCUGUUCGCCAAGACUAGUUUAUUGACAAUUAUGAAACAGGGCGAAGACACUACUCCGAACAUAUAUUACGCGAUAUCUGCGCUCACGUAUUUACUAGGCAUGGUGUCCAGUAACAUGGCUUUACAGUUUGUCAAUUAUCCAACACAAGUUAUUGGGAAAGCUGGUAAACCCAUUCCUGUGAUGAUACUUGGAGUGCUGCUAGGGAACAAGGUUUAUCCAGUUAGGAAGUACUUGUUUGUCUUCUUAGUUGUGAUUGGUGUAGCUUUGUUCAUGUACAAAGAUGGUGGUGUGUCAAAGAAACCAGCAGAAGGACAAACAGCAUUUGGAGAACUGUUGUUGUUACUGUCAUUAACGAUGGAUGGUUUAACUAGCGCUGUACAGGAACGAGUAAGAGCAGAGCACAAUUCCAAGUCUGGACAUAUGAUGCUGAACAUGAACAUGUGGUCUGUGAUAUUCAGUGGUACUGUCAUUCUAAUUUCUGGAGAGCUGGUUGAAUUUAUUCAGUUCAUACACAGGCAUCCGUCAACCAUAUGGCUCAUAAGUACUUUCUCUAUAGCAGGUGCAAUCGGACAGUACUUUAUAUUUCUCACAGUCAUAGAAUUCGGCCCGUUACCGUGCUCGAUCAUAACUACUACCCGAAAAUUCUUUACAGUUCUAGGGUCGAUAUUGAUCUUUGGCAAUACUUUGACUUUUAGACAGUGGUUAGGUACAUUCACAGUGUUCAUAGGAUUGCUUCUAGAUGCCUUGUAUGGUAAAGACAAGUCCACCAAGAAAAAUAUAGUAAAGUAACAAACAAACCCUGGCGCGCCAACGCGUGCGAUUGCGAAUCGUUACGCUAUAGCACAAUUUUAUACUUUCACGCAUGUACACAGUAAGCAUCGCGAUCAGAGAUGGACAGAAUUUUAUUCGAAUAAUAGAUGGUGAAUGAAAGCUUUAUCUAGCGAUUUACGUGCAAAAUUUAUUUAAUUGUUAUUCAAUUUAGAUGAGAAUUU